Messenger RNA from Penicillium pulvis, 1977 nucleotides. RefSeq lists its product as uncharacterized. The record is from RefSeq and is a predicted model, not a curated record. The transcript has a single exon. The coding region runs from base 1 to 1977 and encodes 658 amino acids. Lineage: Eukaryota; Fungi; Ascomycota; Eurotiomycetes; Eurotiales; Aspergillaceae.
AUGGCAGAUUGUCCUUUCGCCCGCUGCCCUACAGAGGUUGUCCACACUAUAUUAUCUUAUCUCGAUCACACGUCUCCACUCAGCUUACGGGCGCUAGCCUACACCAGCAAGGACUUCUUAUUGGUGUCUUCGCCUUUCAUAUACCACACUGUCAAGAUUCAACUAGAUCGAGAAGAUCUUGAGACAAUUACGACAAAAACAAAUCGACUAUAUAGGGAGCUGAAUUGGGUGAAUGCCUUUUCCGAGGUACGCUGUCUGAUUAUCGAGCCCCCACGACACGAUGGAAAGCAGAUCUCCCUUCCAUCAACACCAAUCAAGCGCGACGUCAAUGCGCUGAGGCAAUAUGUACUCGACACUCCCUCAGUACCUUGUCAAACAGAUUUUCAAUAUCCUACUACAACACAAGAAGCAGAUGACAUGUGGUUACCAAUUGCGAACCUCCUCAGACAGCUGCCCUCACUGAAUGACUUGCUAUACGGUGGCUUGCAUCAAUUUGCUCCGUGCCUUCUCAAGGCCAUCCAUGAGAACUCCUCUAGCUGUCAGUUGUGGCUAAAUAAUUUCAAGCUGCACAGCUUGGGCGCGGAACAAAUCGAUUCACAUGAACUCGCAUUGCUCUCGUCGCCCUGCCUUUACAGCAUCAAACUCGAUGGUUUUGCCCAUGAAGACAAUGCUUCGAGAUAUCGCUCUCUUGACCAAGAGAAUGUAUAUAAUGAGGAGUCUAUCUGUCGUACUGUGGCCAGUCUGUCUCCAAAUCUGAAGGAGUUCCAUGCGCAUUAUUGUGGUGACCAGGCAUACAUCCCCACGGAUGAACCAGAAGAGCAACAAAAUCGCAGCAAAAUCCAGACCACAAGAGGCUCUCUACAAUACCUCAGUAUCCGUGGGGAUGAGAACAAAACUAUCAACAAGGAAACAGUGACCAUGUGGAACGAUUGCACUGAUUUCUCAGCGCUUCGUACUCUUCGAGUCACAAGUCCAUUGCGCCACCAGGCUUUGGAGUUCCUUGCAAAUGACUGCAACUUCACAUCACUUCAAUCACUAGAGCUGAACUUGUCUUUAUUCGCAACUCGGCUCGCAUGGCGUCUCGGUCAAUUCGAUACCCCCGAGACCCGCUUCCUAUGCAGCCUUCCCCCUCUAUCCACCUUGACUCUUCACAACUGGACCAACAAAUACCCCCUCGAAUGCUUUCUGCCUCACCAUGGUAGCCAAAUAACCAAACUUGUCAUUUCAACCGGCAAGAAUGCACCUAUCUCGCCAUCCGAUCUGAAAAUUAUCAGCGAAUAUUGUCCCAAUCUCCAGGAGCUCGAAGUCACCCUACGUCGCACCCAAGGAGAUGACACCGAAGUUGAAUGCUAUCGAAAUAUCGGCAGCCUCUCACAGCUUCGCAACCUGACAAUCAAGUUGGACGUGACAAGUAUCAAGCUAUGUAGCUCAAAUUACGGAGGCACCGAUGCACCUGCCGCUUCCAAAUGUGUCAUUACUGCUCCUGAUGCCUCAUUCAAUGAAUUUGAUCUAAAACCUUGUGUGAGACGAGCAAAGUUUACCCCUCGUGGAUGUCUCUACCGCAAUGGCGACAUCCGUGAGAUACUGAUCAAUCAUGCUAUCGAUGAAAACCUGGCACAAGGGAUAUUUAAAACCAUUCAAGGCAGCAAGAGGCCAGGGACUGAGCCACUUCAAUCCUUGAAUAUCUCUUGUGUUGGAACAGUGGGUCUGAAGAAACACCACACGGGUUCCGUUUGGCGUUUCCCACACCAGGAGGUGCUUUCUGCUCUGAAGAGACCAUGGCGUCUCACUCGUCUCUCCGAGUGUAAAUUGAAAGUGGAGGGCAAAGGGUCAACUAUAUUAGUUGAGACAAACGGACCAGGGGAUCGCCCACUUCCAGCCUGGCUGGAAGUACCAUUGAGGCGCAUUUGGCCGCAGAAGCAGGAGGGAAGCAGCUGGUUGGCUGAUUGGCAUAGUCUUCCACUUUGCAUGACUUAG